AUGGGCCUCGAGUUGCCACAGUCAGCCAAAUGGAACGAAGUCAACAUAAAUGCCAAGCUUCUCUGCAUCAUCGCGAUGACCUCUGGUCGGGCAUUUGUAAGCCCUGAGCUGUGCAGGGACGAGAUACAUCUCGACGCAUCCAUCAACUUCACCAAGAAUCUUAUCAUUGCUGUGUAUGUUUACUGGCUGGCAGCGAGAACCGAGCCUGUUACGCUUCUACUAGAGGAUGUACAACAAGCCCUAACUUACAUAGAAGGCCAAUUCACCAGUACUUUGCUACAGAACAUGAAGAAGCUCGAUAGCUUUAUACGCGAGAUCAAGAUAGUUAUUCCACUCAGUGCCAAUUUCUAUCUUCGAAAAGUAGUGAAAUUAUUCCAACUUCCAAAUGGGCAAACGAUCCCAGAGGGCAUGUUCAUCGAGGUCCCAAGUAUAGGAAUCAACGAGGAUCCAGAGAUCUUUCCGAUCCCAGACGUGUUUGACGCCCUACGCUUCGACAAGCUCCGUGAGGACAAAGACCAGUUGGUAGAGGUUGUGAGCCAGGCGCAAUCCGAGAGCGUUGGGACCACCCAUUUGACGUUCAGCUAUGGUAAGCAUGCUUGCCCUGGCCGGGACUUCACUGUCAACGAAAUCAAAAUGAUCGUCGCCAAUCUUUUUUGUCAUUAUGAUAUAAAAUCACCGGAUGGUGUGAAUGGAAGGUAUCAAAAUCUCGCUUUGGCGACCAGGUGA
Molecule: messenger RNA, 726 nt
Organism: Colletotrichum higginsianum IMI 349063
Lineage: Eukaryota; Fungi; Ascomycota; Sordariomycetes; Glomerellales; Glomerellaceae
Product: Ent-kaurene oxidase
Exons: 3
Coding region: 1-726 (241 amino acids)
Molecular function (GO): iron ion binding; oxidoreductase activity, acting on paired donors, with incorporation or reduction of molecular oxygen; monooxygenase activity
Source: RefSeq, a predicted model, not a curated record